This is a messenger RNA of Syzygium oleosum, 1176 nucleotides long. RefSeq names its product ADP-ribosylation factor 2-like. Gene Ontology annotation, cellular component: cytoplasm. The coding region runs from base 338 to 883 and encodes 181 amino acids. Lineage: Eukaryota; Viridiplantae; Streptophyta; Magnoliopsida; Myrtales; Myrtaceae. The record is from RefSeq and is a predicted model, not a curated record. Gene Ontology annotation, biological process: vesicle-mediated transport; intracellular protein transport. Gene Ontology annotation, molecular function: GTP binding; GTPase activity. The transcript is spliced from 6 exons.
UGUCGGCGGCGCAUCGUUGUCGCUCCGGCGUUGAUUUCUUGCGCAGAUCCACUCGCCAUCGCCGUCGGGCGCACCUUGAUCUGCAUGCCCUCAUCGGAUCUAUCGAAUUGCUUAGCAGUACCUCGAAUCCAUUGUCGUGUCGUCUGGUCAUCGGAUUUGACCUUUUCUUGUACGGAUGCAUUUCGAUUUAGAUCUGAUACCGACUGUUGAGCGAUUGCUGUUUUGAAAUUUUCGCUCGCGUUAUUUUCCGAGACUGAUUCUGUGUUUGUUGCCCGCUUCUGUCGGCGCGGCGGCGGCGAAGUGAUUCUUUCUGGGCUGAGCUAGAGCGGUUGGGACCAUGGGGCUUACGUUCACGAAGCUGUUUAGCCGGCUCUUUGCCAAGAAAGAGAUGAGGAUUUUGAUGGUGGGUCUUGACGCCGCUGGUAAGACCACCAUCUUGUACAAGCUCAAGCUCGGAGAAAUCGUCACCACCAUCCCCACUAUUGGUUUUAACGUAGAGACUGUUGAAUACAAGAACAUCAGCUUCACAGUUUGGGAUGUCGGUGGCCAGGACAAGAUCCGUCCAUUGUGGAGGCACUACUUCCAAAACACGCAGGGUUUAAUUUUUGUCGUGGAUAGCAAUGAUAGGGAUCGAGUUGUUGAGGCAAGAGAUGAGUUGCAUAGGAUGCUGAAUGAGGAUGAACUGAGAGAUGCUGUGUUGCUCGUCUUCGCCAACAAACAAGAUCUCCCUAAUGCAAUGAAUGCAGCGGAAAUAACUGACAAGCUUGGUCUUAAUUCUCUCCGUCAACGCCACUGGUACAUCCAGAGCACAUGUGCAACCUCCGGAGAGGGCCUUUAUGAGGGUCUGGACUGGCUUUCCAACAAUAUUGCCAACAAGGCUUGAGGCAUUUGGGGAUUUUCAUGGGCUUCUCAGCAUGGCACCAGAAGCACGCGGUCCGUAAGGGAUUAGUUUUUGUUUUGUUGUCGGUAUACUAUUGUAAAAGCUCAAUUGGUUGCUUCAACUUUAUAUGUCAUGCGACAUGGGAUUGCAUUACUGCUGUUUUGGCCAACACUUUUAAGCGGUAAAAGUGACUCGCAAGACCUUUUGGAUUUCCUGGCAAGGUUGACAUGGGGUUAACUGAGCUGUAUUAGGAUUUUGCAGAAGUUCAAGUGGAUGUCUAUCCUUGCGACCUCGUA